Aplosporella prunicola CBS 121167 is the source of this 1542-nucleotide messenger RNA. RefSeq lists its product as uncharacterized. Lineage: Eukaryota; Fungi; Ascomycota; Dothideomycetes; Botryosphaeriales; Aplosporellaceae. The record is from RefSeq and is a predicted model, not a curated record. The transcript is spliced from 3 exons. Bases 223 to 1380 code for a protein of 385 amino acids. Gene Ontology annotation, cellular component: plasma membrane. Gene Ontology annotation, molecular function: low-affinity zinc ion transmembrane transporter activity. Gene Ontology annotation, biological process: zinc ion import across plasma membrane.
GCGAGCCAAGUUGGAACCGUGGUGGAUCCUGCGGUUUCGGCCUAGCGUGCGAAAACCAUCAAGGUGCUCAACGCAGAACCUCUUCGCGCCAGCAAUCUCUCUCGCUCUCGAGCCCUUUACUAAAGCGCGCAGGCCCCCCAUCACUUCGUCCUACAUCGUCACCUCUUCUGCCCGCGCGCGCCGUUCUUUGCUCUCGACGCCCUACCCCUGCACCUUCCCUCAAUGGCGACCUUUCAAGACAUCGCCCACUCGGUCCUCCGUCGGGCCGCCGUGGAGGACGGCGACAGCCUUAUCGGCUCCCCGGGCCAUUGCGACACCAGUAACGAGUUUGACGGCCGCAUCGGCGUCCGCGUCUCGUCCAUCUUCGUCAUCCUGGUCGGCUCCUUCGUGGGCGCUUGGUUUCCCGUCUUCGCCCGCAGACACAAGGGAGUUGGCGUACCGGAAUGGGCCUUCUUCGUUGCGAAAUACUUCGGUUCUGGCGUCAUCAUAGCCACGGCGUUUAUCCAUUUGCUUGCACCCGCCCACGAGGCUCUCGGCGAUGAAUGUCUUACUGGGCCCAUCACCGAGUACAGCUGGGUCGAGGGCAUUGUCCUCAUGGCCAUUUUCGUCUUGUUCUUCGUGGAGCUCAUGACGAUGCGUUUUUUCAGCGUCGGUGGACACGACCACUUCUCUGAUGAAGAACAUGGCCACGGCCACAACCAUUCUGGCUCCACCUCUGGUCCGGCCGACUCGGAUUCCAUAGUGGAAGCACGCAAGACGUACGGCAACGAACACCCCCACCCGACCAUGCCGGCCCCUGGCGAAGACCACCUCGGCCACUCGCGCGACCAUACGGCUAACGAGGACCUCAGCGCAGACUGGGAGCACGAAGGACUGAGCCCCGAAUCGUUCGCCGCGCAACUGACGGCCGUGUUCGUUCUGGAAUUCGGCGUCAUCUUCCACUCGAUUUUCAUCGGCCUGACGCUCGCCGUGUCGGGUGAGGAGUUCAACACGCUGUACGUGGUUCUGGUCUUCCACCAAACGUUCGAAGGGCUGGGACUGGGAGCGCGGCUGUCGGCAGUGCCCUGGCCCAAGUCGAAGCGCUGGACGCCGUACUUGCUGGCCGCGGGAUACGGCAUCAGCACGCCCAUUGCCAUUGCCAUCGGACUCGGCGUGCGCCAAUCGUACCCGCCCGGCAGCGCGACGACGCUCAUCGCCAACGGCGUCUUCGACUCCAUCUCGGCGGGCAUCCUCAUCUACACGGGCCUGGUGGAGCUCAUGGCGCACGAGUUCAUGUUCUCUCCCUACAUGAGCAAGGCGCCCGUGAAGAUUGUUCUCUCGGCCUUUGUGCUCAUGUGCCUGGGCGGUGGCCUCAUGGCGCUGCUGGGCAAGUGGGCGUGAGCGCCAGCACGACGUCGUACGAUGAUUUUGCGUUUUCGACGCCCUGCGUGCCCAAGAGCUCGGCUGCCGGCGCUUUUUCGGUCGCGGGUGGCUGCCGCUUGGGUGCUCCACCUACGUGGUACUACGUAGGCUGGGGGCUGGGGAGGCAGGAGAGUGGUCACC